AUGGGCAGAGAUAUUCGGCAGCGCGCGCUGCAAAAGCUAGCCUCGCUUUCCGCCGGCAGCUCUCCUUCGUCCUUCGACAGAUCUGACUUUGACCGGCUCUGUAAAGCCUGCCAUACGGGCCUCAGGAGCCGUGAUUAUACCAAUGGACACCCUGCCGCAACACGUAUUCCCAUGACCAUUCGAGAGUUUGAAGUCCUGCUAGCCCUGUGUAAAGCUGCACCUAGCAUCCGGAAUGCCCAAAAUGCCCAGCGACUCGUUCAUCAACUUGCUCCCUACAUACUUGAAGCUCAUGCGCAUUCGUUCGUCCCUUCGCCGUACUUUCGAAACAUUGAACCAUCGCCCACGGAGGCCCUCGCUUUCCAUACAACGGCUGCUCUCCUAGUGCUGGGGAACAGCUACGAAGAUCUCGAAGAGAAGGUGGCGGAGAGUAUCUGGGCAUUUGUUAAUGCUUGCGGAGUCGCCGCUGGGAAUGUUGUGUCGCGCCAGGCUGAAGACGUAGAAACGUCGAGCGUCGAGGAUGCUAUUAGAACUGCGACUAUUGCCGUUGCUUUGCUUGGUUUCAUGGAUGCAGCGUCCGCGCAAGUCGAUUUCUGGAGGGCUGGAGGGAGGCUCUCUUUGGUUAAGAGGCUUCGGGAUAUACUUUCCGAGUCUUUCCUCUUAGCUGUUGAGACCGCCUUCUCGACCUUGAGAAAUACACACCCGAAUGAACGCCAGCCCAAGGAAUGGAGGCAUCACCUCCGUCAUUACGCCGGAACCGGUCGCCCUCUCGGCGCCAUGCUAUUGCAACGUAGCUUUUCCUGGUUGGUGGUUUCGGCUACAUCUCUCUUGGUUGUCGACGCGAAGAAUCUGCGGCAAUCUAAUGUUCUUGACCUUCUCAUUUCUGGUGAAGGUCGGCUAAGACCCAUGUCCUCCAAGAGUUCGGAAGCUGACUUUAGAUCCGUGGAAUGGUACGCCAACCUUGUCGUUGAUCAAAUGAAUUUCCUCGAGGCCUCUGCGGACUUUGACCAGCAGCUCGCCUCAUCGUGGCAGCAGAAGAUGGCUUUCGCUGUAAAGGCGGCAUCUCUCAUGGGCUAUGUUUGUUGCGCUGCCCUUAAUGCCGAAGCCGCCGACGUCGACAUCCUCAUGUCUUGGUUGGAGGAUGUCCUAGUAGACCCUGUUCAGAUGGCCGACGAAGCCCUAGCUACGGCUGUAUUGAAGAGUCUCACCUUGGUGUGCAGGAUUUCGCCCAUGCUUGCUUCGACUGUAAGCCGUCUUCUGCCGAGGUUCAUCGUCCAAUCUGCCUCUAACUCAGCAACUGUUGCGACGGCGUCCAACUGCCUUGCAUCUAUCUUGCGAUUAUUGUCCAACGACGCCAUCAUCACUACUCUGUACACUCUCGGCAACGUACUCAGUCCUGGGUCGAAUCGUGCCGUCAAUGGUGUCAAUGGUACCAAUGGCGACUUGUCGACAGACAGUCCGAGCGUGCCCGUUUACGCCGGCCGUCACUCCACUGGUAGUUCCAUCUCCCUCCGGCUAGACGGGGAGGAACAUACAGCUGUUGCGUAUGGCAAUGUUGUUCAGGCAAUCUGCGGUAUAGCCGAAGCGUCUGGGGACGAGAAGAUCAUAGCCUUGGCCCUUUCGAUGCUGCUCCAAAAAAUAGGCAAGGUAAAUAGCAGUGUCAAUGCACAGAUUAUCACGGGCGCUGCAGCAUUGUCCCUAAAGGGCGGUCAACUUGAGUUCCGAUCCCUCUUGAAGAUGUACACGAGGGUCUGCCGCAUUGCUGUUGCUGAAAAUAAAGAAUCGCUCUUGACCGCAGUUAUGAAAGCCCGCUGCUACAUAUCGGCCAACCUUCGACCCGACUCUCCCCUCUUCGAUACUUACUGGGAGCACCUCCUCGACUCCAUUAUUUCUGUGGGAGAUGUCCACCAAUCCAGCCCCACCAAGGACUCUGAUGUGCAGCUAGCCGCUCACGACAUUGCCCAGCUCCUUCGGCCUUUGGCUGUUUUCAUGGCUUCAAAUGACAUGUCGGUCGAUGCCAUCACCGAGGAUGAAUCUCACUCCAUGCUUCGUGAUGCUUGGUUCAAUAUUGUUGUCCACGGGUUCCUUCCUUCAAGCGAAUUAGGAGAAAAGUGGAUCAACGAACUGCGCAUAAUGGCUGUGCACUCGCCUCCUCUUGUUGCCGAGCAGCGAGGGGAACAGGUGGAGAGUGAUAUUGAACUCAAUACUGUUCUUCGUAGAGGGAUGUCCUCUGAACGUGAGGCAAUGCAAAAGAAACAUCUUUGCGAGCUCUUGCCCUCAAGAUCAUCCGAUAUCCGCAGCUUGAGCUAUCGAAAGGUAAUCUUUUUGCAGGCUGCCUACCUGGUUGAAAGUCUCCGUGCCGAUGCUGGGGAUUGCACUAAGGCGCUCUCCUACUUCCUCGAGCCUAGCAUGCGCGGGGGUGCAGUGAGCAGCACGAUGGAGGCACUUGCUGCUGCCGUUGUUGAUAAGUAUCUCGACAAGACAAUGGCUGGAAAGGAUACCGCAUUCACCUCUCAGUAUGUCGCACUGCAAUUGGCUUCGAUAUUCUGCAGUUGCUGUCACCGGAUCGAGCGUGUCCAGCAAGCAGCGUUGGCUUGUGCCGACCGAAUUUUGCGCGAUGUGCCAUCUGCUCUUUGCCACAGGUCGUCUCUCUUCGCGCUUCUCGAACUGUUGACGCUCAUGUGGACGAGCUGCCUCGAGGAAGAAACCGAUUUAUAUGAACCUCAGUCAACAUUCACCUCGCGUCUUGGCAAUGUCACGGUCGAGCUUUCCCAUGACUACGAUUAUCGAAGGCGCACUCUCAAUAUUAUUACCUACAAAGCCAAGGCUUGGGUCUCUGCCGCUAUUAACCUCGCCCCUCUCGAUGUCAAGGGCCUUUUGCAAACGUACCUCUCCGAAUACUACGAUGAGGGUGCAUACGGCCACACUUCCUUCGGAAGAUCGUUCGCCGUGGAGCUUGGUUCUUUCAUCCCCGCCACGGACCACCGACUACAGUCCAUUGAGCCAAACGGAAGCUACAAGGUCAAUGCUGCAUCGGAUUUCAUCGCCCAGUACACGACCCGCCAAGAAUAUCGAUAUGGCGAGACGUUGCCGGACCGAGGCAUGGAGUUAAUGAGCUUUAUGCAUAUCAACAGGCGAACUUCGUUUGCGCAGUCACUCUCUCAUGAAAGUGCCAAUGCUGCGACGGCCUUAGCCCACGUCGAGGCUCGCCUUCUUAGCAAGAAAGGGACCCCGCUGGAAGAGGUCCGGGCUAUCCUACGCAGAGCUGCUGCUCUUCUUUGCCGAAGCACGCGUGACGAAUCUGCCGUUGUUCACUACCUUGUCUCCAUUCCGUUUGCCAUGUUUACCAAACAGUCAAUCAAGCUAGGCGCCUCGCUGUGGUUGGGGGUUAUUAAUGAGAACCCACGCCUGGAACCCCGGCUUCUCGCCGAGAUUGCCCAACAGUGGGAGCUUACCAUUCAGCGCCGCCUCGGCUUAUUUAGUAUAGCAUUGAGUCAUCCCGAUCCCUUCACUGUGAAAAAGGAGUUUAGCCCAAGCGAUCUCGAAGCUGUCGCUAAACGGAAACAGCUCGUGCACAACCUCCUAUCCCCCCAUGCAUGGCUGAUCCUGUUCCUUGGGAGCCACUUCAAUGCCACACAUUUGGGUAGCCCAAAUGUCCAGAAGAUCUUUCUCCGUCUCAUCGACGUCACUCUUGAUGCCGUCCAGGCCUCGACCCCCCAUCCACUGGCUCGCAAAAUUCGCCUUGAGAUUUUGCUUCUUGGCCUACGAGUCCUCCGUGCUUGUACGAACAUGGGCGCGAUUGCCGAGUGGCGUCUCAAAGAUAAGAUUUUAUCCGCAGGCCUGAGCUGGUUCAAGCUAUCGCCGCGAUACUCGUUCGGAAAUAAUAUGCUCCAGGUCAAGACGGAACUGCGACUUCUCACCGACGUCCUCAGUGCGCUUAAGCUUGUUUCAUAUAUUGGUGCUCAUGCCGUUGGCAGCAUCAAGUCCCUGCAAGCAAAGGAGCAACUUCUUACCGUCCUCCUCGAGAAUGAGCAGGCGCGGUUGGGCGUCUGGUUGGACCCAAUAAACGAGGCCGCCAGAUCCCAGUCCUUCGGGACUAGCAUGUCCAAGGGCGCGCUCGAGUCCGCAUUAUUACAACUCGUCCGCACCGCUUGGAUGGAAGGCCCCUCAAUCGCAAUCGAGCUUUCCACACGAUUCCCAUUCCCUAGACUUCAGACCCAGAUCAGAUGGCUUCUACUUAAUGUACCGUCCCGGGCGAUCGAUGAGCCUGAAGCGCUCCCGAUCAUUCUAGGUGGUGGCCUCCUCCCUGACGAUGUAACCUUCCUUCAGCUCAAGCACCUCCUGUAUUGGGCACCCGUAAAUCCAGUCACUGCAAUCACAUUAUUCAUGCCGAGCUACCAGAACCACCCUUUCAUUAUCCAGUACGCCAUGCGGGCGCUGGAGUCUCACUCUGUUGAUGUGACGUUCUUCUAUGUCCCUCAGAUCGUCCAGACUCUCCGAUACGAUGCCUUGGGAUAUGUGGAACGCUUUAUUCUCGAGACCGCACAGUUUUCUCAGCUCUUCGCUCACCAAAUAAUCUGGAAUAUGAAAGCUAAUUCCUACAAGGAUGACGAUGCACAGAUUGAGGACGCUAUCAAGCCAACGCUGGAUAGUGUAAUGAAGAAAAUGGUGACGAGCUUUAGCCCGACCGACCGGAACUUCUAUGAGCGAGAGUUUUCCUUCUUCGACGAAGUGACGGGUAUCUCUGGGAAACUGAAGCCUCUUAUUAAGAAGUCGAAGCCAGAGAAGAAGCUGAAAAUCGAGGAAGAGCUCCGCAAAAUCAAGGUUGAGGUUGGAGUAUACCUUCCUAGUAAUCCAGACGGUGUCGUCAUCGGCAUCGAUCGCAAGUCAGGAAAGCCCCUCCAGAGUCACGCAAAGGCGCCCUAUCUUGCCACUUUCAGGAUCAAGAAGAGUAGGACUACUGCUGAUGAGUCGCCUGAACUAAUCGACGAUGCUGGUAAGAAAUCUCAAGAGCCCGAAGAAACCUCGAUUGAAGUGUGGCAAUCGGCCAUUUUCAAAGUGGGCGAUGACUGUCGCCAGGACGUCCUCGCCCUGCAAAUGAUUGCGGCUUUCCGGGGCAUCUUCCAUACCGUUGGCCUGGACGUGUAUGUAUUCCCUUACCGAGUCACGGCUACAGCACCAGGCUGUGGCGUCAUCGACGUGCUCCCGAAUUCGAUUUCCCGAGACAUGCUUGGCCGUGAGGCCGUCAACGGGCUCUACGAUUACUUCAUUUCCAAAUACGGCAACGAAGACUCUCUUCGGUUCCAAAAGGCCCGCAACAAUUUCGUCAAGAGUAUGGCUGCGUACUCCGUCAUCUCGUUCCUCCUCCAGUUCAAAGACAGACACAACGGGAACAUCAUGAUUGACGAUGCCGGCCAUAUCAUCCACAUCGAUUUUGGCUUCUGUUUCGAUAUUGCUCCCGGUGGCAUCCGUUUCGAGCGCGCCCCCUUCAAACUCACAACCGAAAUGGUGGCCGUCAUGGGCGGAAACACCGAGCAUCAAUCUUUCAAGUGGUUCGAGGAGCUCUGCGUUAAAGCGUUCCUCGCCAGCCGGCAGUACUGCGAGAAGCUCGCCCAGAUCGUCCUCUUGAUGAUGGACAGCGGCCUUCCCUGCUUCAAGCCGGAGAGCGUGAAGCACUUUAGGGAGAGGUUCGUCUUAGAGAAGUCGGAGAGGGAGGCGGCGGAUUUUAUGAAGGAUCUUAUCAGGAAGAGCUAUGCGAGCUACUCCACAAGCAUGUAUGAUCAGUUCCAGCUUUUGACGAACGGCAUUCCGUACUAA
Messenger RNA from Scedosporium apiospermum, 5814 nucleotides. RefSeq names its product Phosphatidylinositol 3. The transcript has 7 exons. The record is from RefSeq and is a predicted model, not a curated record. Gene Ontology annotation, cellular component: cytoplasm; plasma membrane. Gene Ontology annotation, biological process: phosphatidylinositol phosphate biosynthetic process; phosphatidylinositol-mediated signaling. Bases 1 to 5814 code for a protein of 1937 amino acids. Gene Ontology annotation, molecular function: 1-phosphatidylinositol 4-kinase activity. NCBI's taxonomy places the organism in Eukaryota, Fungi, Ascomycota, Sordariomycetes, Microascales, Microascaceae.